UUUCCGGAAAAUCACUCGCAACCCACUCCUGACUUCCCCACUUAUAAAUGUGAAUCAAGCACCCACUGAAGACUCCAUCGCGGGGUUCACAAUACCAUUUCAUCUAUUAUAACCUCUGGAGUUUGCUGUGUAUCUCCUUCAAAUUCUGAGCCAUGGUCGAGAGAGAUCAAGUUUCGCCACUUGCCCCGUCGGGUAGCCUCCGGAGCGACCAGGAUGAAGCGUCUGUGUUCGCCAAGAACUUCCGGAAGCGGAGAUUCAUCAGGUGUUGCGGUUGCAUCGCCGCUUUCAUGCUCAUCCAAGCGGUAGUCAUCAUCAUCCUGGCGUUUACGGUGUUCCGGGUCAAGGACCCCGUGAUCAAGAUGAACGGAGUCACCAUCACUAAGCUUGAGCUCAUCAACGGAACGAUCCCCAAGCCUGGGUCCAACAUGUCGCUGCUGGCGGAUAUCUCCGUGAAGAACCCGAAUGUGGCGUCCUUCAAGUACAAAAACACCACGACCACCCUUUACUACCACGGCACGGUGGUGGGCGAGGCGCGGGGACCGCCGGGCAAGUCAAGGGCCCGGCGGACAAUGCGUAUGAACAUCUCGGUGGACAUCAUCACGGACAUGCUCCUGUCGAACCCGAACCUGAUCGAGGACAUGAAGCAGCAGCUGUUGCCGAUGAGCAGCUACUCGCGAAUCCCAGGACGAGUGAACAUGCUCAACAUCAUCAAGAAGCAUGUCACCGUGAAGAUGAAUUGCACCAUGACUAUCAAUAUCACUAGCAGGGCAAUUCAGGAGCAGAAGUGCAAAAGGCACGUCAAUAUCUAGAAGACAUAAUCAAUCACUUUCUAAUCUAGUUUGCCUAUUUAUAAUGUAUAGCGAUAGCAUACCAUACUCGGCCGUGUAGUUGGAUAUUUUCCACUCCUACCUUGCUAAAGGUAUUCCAUUUUAUUUACAUUCCUAUAACU
This is a messenger RNA of Eucalyptus grandis, 949 nucleotides long. RefSeq lists its product as hypothetical. The coding region runs from base 153 to 809 and encodes 218 amino acids. The record is from RefSeq and is a predicted model, not a curated record. The transcript has a single exon. NCBI's taxonomy places the organism in Eukaryota, Viridiplantae, Streptophyta, Magnoliopsida, Myrtales, Myrtaceae.